AUGACCAAACAACCCCUCGCCAAAACCCUCCAGUUCGAGAAAAAGAACAAAGACAUGCUCAAGCUCCCAAAAUACGCUCGCGUCCAAAAACGCCCUAUUCCACACGCCCCCGUCGCAUCCCCCUACGCUGGCGCCUCGGUCCCGAAAAUCGUCUACGUCUCCACCAAGUCCCCCUUCAUGAGCGCCGUCAAACGCGUCCAGAAGCUUCUCCGACAGGCCGAAAAACGCGCCACGGCGGCGGUCAAUCUCUCAAGUAGCAAGAGGACAGAUCGGCAGAAGCUGGCUGAGGUAGCGCGUGGACAGGAGCAGCUGACUGAGGAGGAGGUGUUUGUCAAGGCCACGGGCCGGGCGAUCGAGAAGGCGCUGAGCGUUGGGCGGUGGUUCGAGGAGCGGGGGAACGAGUAUGCGGUGCGGGUGAAGACGGGGAGUGUGCUCGUUGUGGACGAUAUUGAGGAAGACGAGGAGGCGAAGCGGAAGGCGAUUGUGGAGGCGGAAAGGGUUCUGCAGCAGGAACAAGCUCAGGAGAAGAAGGAAGACGGCGAGAAAGAUGAUGGUCAGCCAGCCGCGGACCAGUCUGUCGACGCUCCCGCGCAGCCUGGAUCGAAAUCAGAAACGAAGAAGAGGAAACGCGCUGCGAAUGCUCUGGCCUCAGCCUCCGGUGAGGAGUUGCCGGAGACGCGAACGCGAUGGGUCAACAUGGUGGAAAUCGCCGUGACGCUUAAGUGA
Aspergillus fischeri NRRL 181 is the source of this 726-nucleotide messenger RNA. RefSeq names its product ribonuclease P subunit p20 family protein. Gene Ontology annotation, biological process: tRNA 5'-leader removal; nuclear-transcribed mRNA catabolic process, RNase MRP-dependent; rRNA processing. NCBI's taxonomy places the organism in Eukaryota, Fungi, Ascomycota, Eurotiomycetes, Eurotiales, Aspergillaceae. The record is from RefSeq and is a predicted model, not a curated record. Gene Ontology annotation, molecular function: RNA binding. Bases 1 to 726 code for a protein of 241 amino acids. The transcript is spliced from 2 exons. Gene Ontology annotation, cellular component: ribonuclease MRP complex; nucleolar ribonuclease P complex.